AUGUUUCGCCGUCCCACCACCAGCGCCCUCUUACGGCUACGAUUAUGCCCUCUCCGCAGCGGCGCUCUACUUCCCAAGGCAUCUCCAGCCCGUAUUGCAGUAGCACCAUUCUCCAUCUCCGUGCCCCAAUGCAACGAAUCAAAGCCCGGCCAGUUUGCACGUACGGACCCUUCAAUCACGGUCGAGUAUCCGGAGGAGAAGGAUAUGCCUUCUAGUGCGCCGGUCCGCAGGGUGAAGAGGACACUGGGCAGCUUCUCGCUGGAGGGUAAAGUCGCGGUAGUGACCGGGGGCGCAAGAGGUCUCGGAUAUGUGAUGACCCAGGCCCUCGUCGAGUCGGGUGCUGAUGCUGCGAUUGUAGACCUAAAUGGCGAGGAGGCUAUCAAAGCUGCCGCGAUGCUGCUUAAGCACUUUAGAGAUACCAAUCCUGAUGCAGACCGAGUGCCCACAAUAACCGCACACUCAGCCGAUGUCUCCUCGCCGGGCUCGGUCAAGGCCGUGAUGGAAGAGGUGCUUUCCCAACACAACAACCACAUCGACGUCCUCGUCACCUCCGCCGGUUUCACAGAGAACUUUAAGGCGGAGGACUACCCCCAUGAUCGCAUGCAGAAACUCUGGGGCGUCAAUGUAGACGGAACAUAUCUAUGCGCUGUCGAGGUCGCCAAACACCUCAUUGCCAGCAAGAAGCCAGGCUCAAUGGUGUUUAUUGGCAGCAUGAGCGGGAGCAUCGUCAACAUUCCCCAACCACAGGCACCGUACAACGCGGCCAAGGCGGCCGUGCGCCAUCUUGCGUCCUCGAUGGCGGUUGAAUGGUCAACGCAUGGUAUCCGUGUGAAUUGCAUUUCGCCGGGCUAUAUGCUCACGGCGCUGACAAAGAAGAUCCUCGAUGAUAACCCAGAGCUGAAGGCGAAGUGGACAUCGCUGAUUCCGCAGGGGCGCAUGGGGAAUCCGGAGGAUUUGAUGGGCGCGGUGGUGUUUUUGGCGUCGGAUGCCAGCCUCUAUGUUACCGGGGCGGAUCUGAGGGUUGAUGGAGGGUACACCGUUACCUAG
Morchella importuna is the source of this 1047-nucleotide messenger RNA. RefSeq lists its product as uncharacterized. Gene Ontology annotation, cellular component: intracellular anatomical structure. The coding region runs from base 1 to 1047 and encodes 348 amino acids. Lineage: Eukaryota; Fungi; Ascomycota; Pezizomycetes; Pezizales; Morchellaceae. The transcript is spliced from 5 exons. Gene Ontology annotation, molecular function: oxidoreductase activity, acting on NAD(P)H, oxygen as acceptor. The record is from RefSeq and is a predicted model, not a curated record.